AUGGCUGUUGCUCGCUUCCGCAUAACUUGCGCGCACGCGCUGAUAGACUCCCGAGACACACAUACGAAAGGCGUGAAUGUGCACAGUGCUUGUCGACUUUGGGUUGUAUCGCUGAACGGAUCUGUCAGGGCAGGGCAGGGCAGAUGUUGGAACAUGAUUCGACCGUCAAGGAAGUCACGGCCCUCAGAUCUGGACCAUUUUGAGAUUGACAAUGCGCUCAUUAGACCCGUAUCCAUAUGUGAGAUUGAUGGAGCAGCGGGUGCGGAGCAUACAUGCUUAUUUCGAACGGGCUUGGAUACUGGUCAACAGGGGGACGCUCAGAUCAAGAUGCAGUAG
Messenger RNA from Aureobasidium melanogenum CBS 110374, 336 nucleotides. RefSeq lists its product as uncharacterized. Lineage: Eukaryota; Fungi; Ascomycota; Dothideomycetes; Dothideales; Saccotheciaceae. The transcript has 3 exons. The coding region runs from base 1 to 336 and encodes 111 amino acids. The record is from RefSeq and is a predicted model, not a curated record.